This is a messenger RNA of Sporothrix schenckii 1099-18, 1488 nucleotides long. RefSeq names its product RNA recognition motif-containing protein. Bases 1 to 1488 code for a protein of 495 amino acids. Lineage: Eukaryota; Fungi; Ascomycota; Sordariomycetes; Ophiostomatales; Ophiostomataceae. The record is from RefSeq and is a predicted model, not a curated record. The transcript is spliced from 2 exons.
AUGGCGACGCGACCGGGUGAAGAGAACGUCGCGACGCUCUUUGGAGACAUACACUACUUUUACGGCCCCGAGACCGACGACCCGCCGCACCACCGCUUUAACAAGGGCUCGUACGUCUAUCUCUUUGAGAACGCGCAGGAGGGCCGCGCGCGCAUCGAGAUUGCCAACCACCCAGGCACUGAGCGACAGGAUGCGUUUGACGGCUUCCUCGACGCCACCGCCGUCACCUACUCGUACAAACACAGCUGCAUGGUGUCACUCGUCGUCAUCGCUGCACCGCCCAACCAAGACGAGUGGCACCUGCCCACGUACGACCCCUCCAACCAGAACAUCUACCACUACCAACUGCACGCCGUGGACAUUUACUUUUGGACGCACCUCGACGCUCUCAAAUUUGUCAAUGGCGUUCGCCGGCUGCUGCCGACAAACCAAGUCGACAUUCGGGACGAGCCGGCCGUCCCGGCGCCCCCACCCCCGCCGCAGCCGAAGCACUACCCAGCGCCGACGAGCGACACCAACGGCAACAACAGUGCCGGCCCCGUCAGUGGACCGGGCGGCAACAAUGGCCUUGCCCAUGUCGUGCAGAAGCUCGAGACCGUAGCCAUUAAUGGUGGCCCCGCAGGUAGUACACCCGCCCCACGGAGCGGGCCGGUCCCGGCUGCCGAGCUCUCGUUUGCGGGACCGCCCACAUCUGCUGCGUCGGACGAAAGAGGAGGCUCAACAUCGCCUCCGCAGCGGCAGCAGCAGCAGCCGGCGCCCGCUGCCUUUGCCUACAAUCCGGCGGCACCCGCCGCCCCAGAGACCAUUCGGCCACGCGAGAAGACGCCGCCGCCUGAUGACGUCGUGGCCCAAAACCCCCUGCAGCAGAGACUCUACCAAGACGCCGCCACGCCGUUUAGCCCUGGCCUGGUAGUUCCCGCUGGCCUGGGUCCUCUGAGCCCCGGAAUCCCCCCGCCGUCGCUGCACGCGUCGCCUGGUGCGCCGUCAUUCCCUGCCCCGCCUGCCUACACCAGCACAGCCCCUACGCCCGCAGGCGUUCCACAGCAGCAGCAGCAGCCGCAGCAACAGCAGGCACAGCAUCCCGGUCUCGUGCGCGCGGCCACUCUGCCAGUCACCUCGCCCUCGCCCUUCAACCCGGCCGCCAGCUUCCCUGCCUUUUCACCGCCGCCCACGACGGCUACCGCUCCACCGCCCUCGACCACCACUGCUGGUGUGGGUGGUGGUGCUGCCAGUGCAGGCACCCCGGCGGCUCUCUACCAGGCACCGUCCGAGGCCGGUUUCAGCAACUACAAUUACGGCAAGGCGGGUGGUAGCGCCGCCGGCACAACCGACUUUUCCAUUCACCAACAAAUGUACCGGCCGACGCACGGCGAGGCCGUGUCGCAUACGCCCAAACAGGAUCCACGGGGCAAGCUGGAGGAGACGGCGGGCCGGAUAGAAAAGGGCAUGACGGGGAUGCUCAAGAAGUUUGAGAAGCGGUUUGGGUGA